Rhodamnia argentea is the source of this 2971-nucleotide messenger RNA. RefSeq names its product TPR repeat-containing thioredoxin TTL1. The transcript has 7 exons. Bases 147 to 2261 code for a protein of 704 amino acids. The record is from RefSeq and is a predicted model, not a curated record. NCBI's taxonomy places the organism in Eukaryota, Viridiplantae, Streptophyta, Magnoliopsida, Myrtales, Myrtaceae. Gene Ontology annotation, cellular component: cytoplasm. Gene Ontology annotation, molecular function: protein binding.
GAGGGAGGUAGAGAGGUAGAGGGAGAAAGGGGGGGCGUAAGGGAGAAAAGAACCCACGAUAGAAUAUCCCUGCACAUACACUGGAGAGACCAAAUUUGACGCAAAGGAGCCACAUUUCCUCAUACAAUCCUGGGGGAGAGAAGGAAAUGUCACAUCCCGGUAAGCCCGAACUAGGGUUUGAUGCCCUCUCGGAUCGCUUCCGCGAGUCGCUGAGUUGCGAGUUCGACAAGCCCGAUUUCCGCGAACUCGAUCUGGGCUCGCCCGUUUCUCCUUUACGGACUCGGCAAAGUGGCCUGGCGGCCACCACCACCACCACCACCACUACAACCACCACCACGAGCAGUAGCUCUAGUUCAUCCGGAUCUGUUUCGGGGCGAAAUGCUCAGAACGUUGUAGUCAGGAGGCCCGAUUCGGGCACGAACCACCACUCCGGCGAGCUCUCCGGGUCCAGUGACAACAGUCCGACGGCCGGAUCCGCCAAAACAGCCCGGAUUUUUUAUUCGGGUCAAGCAAGAUCCGACUCGGCCAGCACCCACCACACACACUAUUCGGGUCAAUCCUCAGUCAAUUCGCCGCCUCUCAACGUCCUGCCCACGGGCAACAUCUGCCCGUCGGGCAGGAUCCUCAAGACGGGCAUGGCGGUGAACCGGAGCUCCAGGUCCGACGUGUUGGGGUCUGGCAUGGGCAAUUACGGACACGGGAGCAUAAUGCGGGGCGGUGGCAUCGGGCCCACAAAGGGCGUGGGUAUGGGGGGAGGAGGGGGAGAGGCGGCUACUGCGAGCCCUAGAGGCAUCGGCGGCGGUGGAGAAUCAGUGAGGAGGGCAAUGGGGGGAUUGGAUCCGGAGGAGGUGAAGAGGGCAGCGAAUGAGCAGUAUAGGAGAGGGAAUUUUCAGGAGGCUUUGAUAUUGUAUGAUCGGGCCAUCGCUCUCGCGCCGUCCAAUGCGGCUUACCGGAGCAACCGGGCUGCGGCUCUGAUGGGUCUUGGGCGGUUGGCUGACGCAGUGAGGGAGUGCGAGGUGGCAGUUAACUUGGAUCCAAAGUAUUGGAGGGCACACCAGCGAUUGGCAUCCCUGUUUAUUAGAUUAGGGCAGGUUGAAAAUGCUAGGAGACAUAUGUACAUCCCAGGGUCGCAACCAGAAUCAAAUGAGCAGCAUAAGUUACAGGCUGUAGAAAAGCACCUCAGUAGAUGUGCUGAUGCACGCAGGGUUGGCGAUUGGAGAACAGUCCUAAGAGAAAGUGAUGCUGCUAUAGCUGCUGGAGCCGAUUUUUCUUGUCAGCUCUUUAUGUGUAGAGUGGAAGCACUUUUGAAGCUUCACCAACUUGAAGAAGCCGAAUCGAGUUUAAAUAGGGUACCCAAAUUAGAACCACUUGGCGACUCGUGCUCACGUGCUAAGUUCUUUGGGAUGCCCUCUGAAGCCUACCUUCUUUUCGUGCGAGCUCAAAUUGAGAUGGCGCUGGGGAGGUUUGAGGGUGCAGUUUCCACUGCUGAGAAAGCUGGGCAAAUUGAUGCGCAAAAUUUUGAAGUUUCAGUGCUGCUGAAAAAUGUCCGGUUGAUCACGAGAGCUAGGGCACGAGGAAAUGAUCUCUUCAAAUCAGAAAGAUUCACUGAAGCUUGCAUGGCAUACGGAGAUGGGCUUAGGCUUGAUCCUGCAAACUCUGUUUUGUACUGCAAUAGAGCUGCUUGCUGGUUUAAACUUGGUCAAUGGGAGCAAUCAGUCGAGGACUGCAACCAAGCUCUGCGAAUACAACCCAAUUAUACAAAAGCCCUUCUCCGAAGGGCUGCCUCAAACAACAAGCUAGAAAGGUGGGAAGAUGCAGUGAGAGAUUAUGAGGUCCUCAGGAGGGAGCUUCCAGAUGACAAUGAGGUUGCAGAAUCUCUUUUCCAUGCUCAAGUUGCAUUAAAGAAGUCUCUUGGAGAAGAGGUAACCAACAUGAAGUUUGGCGGUGAAGUUGAACAAGUAUCGGACCUUGAGCAGUUCAAGGCUGCAAUAUCCUUACCAGGAGUUUCUGUGGUGCACUUCAAAACAGGCUCAGAUUCUCAUUGCAAACAGAUGUCAUCAUUUCUGGAUAGUCUUUGCAGCCGCUAUCCAUCCAUUAGUUUUCUCAAGGUGGAUGUUGAAGAAUGUCCAGCAAUUGCUAGUGCUGAGAAUGUCCGGAUUGUACCUACAUUCAAGAUCUACAAAAGCGGAUGUCGAGUGAAAGAAAUUGUGUGCCCAAGUCAUGACGUGCUGGAGCACUCGGUGAGGCAUUAUAGCUUUUAGCACAAAUAGAGAGCACUGCAUUUUCCGCUUCCCUGCCAUUUUUGCAAUAUCGGUCUGCUCCUGCAGAAACCACUGUCCUCAAGCUCUUCCCUCCACCCUGCCAAUAUAUCCUCCCGCCCUGUAAGGACAUGCAGUUACCUGUGACAUAAAUAUUCCAUUCAAUGUAAUAACCUUUCACUAGCAGCCAUGGGAGAGGCCAGAGAGAGAUAGCUUUUAGUUUUGCUUUUGCAGUUUUCAUUUGAUUCUUUGAUUCCUCCAUUGCUCUCUGGUCCCUUGUUCUCCCUCUUUCUCUCCCACUCUUUUUUUUUUCCUUUUGUUUUUUGGAGGGGGUCCCUUUCACAUUGAUGUAGUAGGCCAGCCUGGCUAUUGUAUCUCAUUAUGAUAGAAUUUGAGAAAUUUCAUGUACAAUCAUUGAAUCCUACAAGCACAUAUAUGUUAGAAAAGUGGGCAGGAGGGAGGGAAGGCUAAGAUUGGUGGGUGGCUGGCUAUAGCUGGUAGAAGAGGACUGCUUUGUAUAAUGUAUAUAUGUGAUGAUAUAUACACAUGAAAUAUUGGUGGAGGCUUUGAGGGAGAAAGAAAUUGGAUGUCUCUGGUGGCUACUUUCAAAUGGGUUGGUGAGAGGAGGAUGGAUGAACUAUGAUGUCUUGAGGAAUAUCAUUGUUUCUUUUUUGUCAAUCACUCAAUCAAUAAAAGUUACCCAUUUUUUCCUU